Molecule: messenger RNA, 2350 nt
Organism: Athalia rosae (coleseed sawfly)
Lineage: Eukaryota; Metazoa; Arthropoda; Insecta; Hymenoptera; Athaliidae
Product: protein starmaker-like
Exons: 3
Coding region: 901-2154 (417 amino acids)
Source: RefSeq, a predicted model, not a curated record
GUCAAAUAAAGGAUGAUGAAAAUCUUUGCAUCAAACCAAAGAAAUAAUCUUCCAUGCAAAUUCCAGCUAUUAUAGUAGCAAAAAUAAAGAGGAGAGAAAAAAUGCCCAUAGCACACACAGGUAGGAGCUCUGGUGAAUUAAACGAGAGAUAUGAUCUGCCAAGAUACGUUUGAUAUACAACUGGAUAGGUGCAAUAACUAUAAACUUAUCAGAUGCAACGCGUAUAAAUGAAUUUUCAUUUUAAUGUUAUUCGAUAUUCUGCGGGAAUUAUAUGUACCGCGUUAAAUUUUUUACAAUAACGCUGUCGAGGUGAUUUGGAAAGAAUAUUGUAGAUGUGGCACAGGAAUCAUAUCAGAAUGAUUCAAAUUUUGAAAAUCUAUAUUCUCUGUGAAAUUCAUAAAUUUCCAUAAAAAUUUUAAGCAAUACUUAACUUUAAAAAUAAAAAGCAAACCAUUGCUGUAUGUACACGUUUAGCCGAAACAUUAUUAUUACAAUAUAUUUAAAUUAAGAAACAAAUAGAAUCGGACGUCACAUAUUUUGAUAUCAGAAUACUGAUCUACGAUAAAGUUCAAUAUUAGCUCGGCUUUACAGCGAGACUUGGUUAUCGUGGUUGUGACACAUACGACUCUCUUACAUUGAAGUAACUACAUAGUCAGAUUAUGUCAACACCUCGUUGUGAUGACGAAAAAAAGAACAGCUCUACGUUUACCCAAAGUCUUCAAGUUCCAUCCCAUCGCCAGUAUAAAUGGGAAACACUUAGUACACAACAUCGCAGUUUACUUCUACUUUUCAAUUCGUCAACUUUCGGUUAUCUUCUAAUAAUUAAUGAACAGAGUUAACGAUCUCAAGUUUACCAAACAUUCCUGUACUUACAAACCAUCAUAAAAUAAAAUCCUGAAAAUGAGACUUCGAUUGAGUAUUGCAGUACUGGUGAUUUUAGCAUGCUUUCUACUGGAAGCUUCGGCAACGACAUCGAAUCGAAAUACAGAGGCAAUAAAGGAGAACUCGCGGUCAACGAAUUCAAAAGAUGUCCGUUAUUCGAAGAAUAAGCCCGUUGAUUACAGAAAAAAAGAGAGUGGCAAAGAACAAGAGCUGGAAAAAAAAAAGAAGCAACGUCGCGACGCCCAUGGAAACCAGAAAAUCAAAUCAAACGAAGUUUUCAAAAAUAAUAAAUAUGAGCGCGGUGGAAAAUCGUCCUACGAAGAACAGAACCGGAUGAAAUCGCAUAAGCACAACAAACUCGACAGAGGCGUAGAAAAUUUUAAGAAUGGCAAAAGUAACGUCAAAAGCAAUACGGAAAAAAGUAACAAGAGCAAGAGAACUCUUGAAUUGGAACAACCUGAGGACCUGGACAUUCACGGAAAAGAAGGCGCGUCGGACAACGUAGACUCCAGGUAUACGUCGAAGAAGAUGUCUGACAAUACUCUUCGUAAGAAAUCUGAAUCUAAAGGUGCAGACUGCGCGACGGCCGAAGGUGAUGAUGUGAAUAAUAUUGAACUUGAAUCUAAUAGCCAUCCGUCUGAAGCGAGAAAAAUUAAAAGCCCCAAGAAAAACCAGGUCAAAUUAGACAAGCGGGAAGAUUCAGAGUUGACGAAGACUCAUAAGCGAAGUGGUAAAAGUGAUUCAAUGUGUAAAGAAAAUGUGGUAUCGCGUGACAGCGAAUCAGAGAAAAAAAUUCAAAUAAUCGAGAAAUCAGACUUGGAUAAUUUGUCGGAAAAUGGUAAUCAUUUGGAGGGCGAAAUUUUGAUGAAGAGAAAGAAGUGUAAAACCGAAAAAUUGAAACAUAAUAAAAAAUCCUCUAAAAAAUCAUCCACAACUGGAUCGAAAAAGAAAUGUCGGAAAUAUGAUGAAUCUGCGCAAGUUUUACACGAGGAAGAAAACUCAGCUGAAAAGUUGGAAGACCAUGAAUCGGGUAGUUGCGAUAUGAAAACUCAAAGUGUGCCUAAACGAAAUAAAGUUCACGCUGAGGAAUUGGAAUAUUUUGCAGAUGAUAUCGUAAAAAGCACCAUUGUGAACUCCGACGAACGAGAUGUUGAAAAAAAUUCUUUCGAAAAUUCAACGAAUGAACAGGAAAUAGAUUCAGAAAAUCUUCACGAAGCGGAUGGGGAUAUCAACGAUGAAGAAAAUUGUUCGCAAGAAAAUUGGCUCAAGUAAAAAUUUACCGGAAAGAAAUUAUCCCGCGGUAUAUGCAGACAGACCAUUCAAACGAUGAGCAAAAAUUUUUUAAACUUAUUUAAAUAAUGUAACAUAAAUCUGGAUAGAUAUUAUGUACAUGUAUGUAUAAAUAUGUAUGUAUGUUCGUGUGAUAUAAUAAUGUUAAUGAAGAAAGACAAACAGUUUCAAACUUUAA